CGCAGAUCCUCCACUCAGUCCUAGAAUCUGUAUAAAAGUGCUCACCACUCAGACCUCUUCUAAACACUUCUCCAGACUUCAUCUCCUCAGUGAACCGGGUUUACCUCCACCCCAGAAAGAUGACUUUCUCCAGCCUGUGCUAUCCAGAAUGCGGGGUGGCCCGACCCAGUCCAGUCACUGGCAGCUUCAACGAGCCAUGCGUUAGGCAGUGCCCUGACUCCGAAGUGGUGAUCAGACCCUCACCAGUUGUCGUGACCCUCCCCGGACCAAUUCUCAGCAAUUUCCCUCAAGAGAGCGAAGUGGCAGCUGUAGGAGCACCUGUGGUCGGAGCCGGUUUCGGAGGCUCAUUCGGUUUGGGGGGAUUGUACGGCUAUGGAGGCCAUUACGGCGGGGUGGAUGGUUUGGGGGGGUUCAGUNNCGGAGGGUUGUAUGGUUUGGGGAGAUUAGGUGGGUACGGCGGCCGUUACGGUUAUGGGGGAUUAUUGGGCAAUGGGGGACACUGCGGUUACCCGGGCCUUUACGGUUACGGGGGAUUAUGGGGAUACGGAGGAUAUGGCCGUAGGUAUCUUGGUGGAUAUUGUGGGCCAUGUUAAACCCAGCAGGAACACCCAUGGAAGAAGGAAAAACCAGGAAAUGACCGGCAAGAUACAGAUUCCCACCCCUGAUCAUUUGGGCCUGGCUUUCAGAAGUGCUGGGCAAACAGAGCUCCAUUGAACUCAGUGGCAGCUGUGUGUGCGCAGCACCUUGGUCUGAUAGCCAUGCUGCAUUUCUAACGUUACGCUUUAUGACUCUCUGCUAAUGCUUUCCCAGCCAUGUGCUGAUUCUCUUUUUCUCUUGUGGACUCAUUCUGAAUUACACGCAAACUGUUUACACUG
Messenger RNA from Chrysemys picta bellii (western painted turtle), 875 nucleotides. Lineage: Eukaryota; Metazoa; Chordata; Testudines; Emydidae. The record is from RefSeq and is a predicted model, not a curated record.